UGUAAACAUACAUAGCCCUUCUUACAUACAAACUUUCAUUUGCAACACUACUCUAAGUGUUCUUACACAUCCCAACAAAAUCUCGAACAUCAUUCUCACAACAUUACAAACCCAAUGUCUUCCCCAAUCGAAGAAUUAUACAGCGGUAUCGUGAGAAAAAUUAUCAAACUUCCACAGAACAUACUCGGCGAAGUCUCCCGCGCUAUGAACCACGGAAAAACCCUAAUCGGAUUCGGAAACAAUCAUCAUCAUCAACAAAUCUCCCACGCGCAACAAUUCCCGACUCAAGAUCCGUCCGCGGCCGCAAUUUUUCCGCAAAUUCAAGAAGAAUGGGCUUUUCUAGCCACGUUCGAGCCACAUUACGGCAAUUCACACCCUUUCUUCUACGCGUGUAGGUUUUCCGACGCGUUGAGAAUAGCUCGGGACGAGCGCAAGCUCGUGUUCAUGUACAUCCACUCCCCGGAAAACCCUUACACGCCGUGUUUCUGUCGAGACACCCUUUGCGCCGAGGUUGUAAUGCAAUUUCUCGACGUGAAUUUUGUUUGUUGGGGCGGGCUUGCGAGCCGAGGCGAUGGCCGGCAUUUGGCCACAGCGUUACGGGCUUCGAUGUCUCCGUUUUGCGCGGUUGUGGCCCCGGUUGCCGGGGAUAAUCUAGAGAUUCUGCAACAGAUAGAAGGUCCCGUCUCGCCGGCCGAGCUGGUGGAGAUUUUGCAACGGACGAUGGAGGAACAAGGCCCGGCUUUUGGGAGCGAGCGGGCAAACCGGGACACGACGAGACGGGAGGAUCGACGGCUUAGAGAAGAACAAGAUGCUGCUUACAAACAAGCACUCCAAAUAGAUCAGUCGAAAGAAAGGUUCAAGAAGAAUACAAAUUCCCGGGAUAGUGCUCGAGAGCCUCGAAAACCUAAAGAAGGCGCAAGCGCCGGAGCUUCUCAAAGAGCCCGAGAAAAAGGCGAAGAAACUCAGAUUUUGAUUCGAUUUCCGAAUGGGGAGAGAAGGGAGCAAAGCUUCUUGAGCACAAAUAAGAUUCGGGCGAUCUACAAAUAUAUCGAUGAUUUAUUGAUCCCCGGAGUCGGGAGCUACCGUUUAAUCUCAAACUUCCCUCGAAAAGUCUAUGGCGCCGAUCACAUGGAAAUGAGUCUUAAAGACGCGGGCCUAAAUGCGAAAGCUAGCCUUUUCUUGGAACCCCUUUGAUGUUAGAAUUUAGGUUUUUUAGGGUUGUUUGGAAAUGUUAAGCGUGAAAAGAUUUUAUGUAAUGGGUAAAUUAUAUAACACUCUCUUGUACUUUAGUAAAAAUGCACAAAACAUCUUGUGUUUUAUUUAUUGCGCAAAAUCCCCUUGUGUUGUUGUAAAAUUUGCACGAAACACCCUCCUUGUCCAACAUUGAUGUUU
This is a messenger RNA of Andrographis paniculata, 1392 nucleotides long. Its product is annotated as plant UBX domain-containing protein 10-like. The transcript has 4 exons. Gene Ontology annotation, cellular component: endoplasmic reticulum. The record is from RefSeq and is a predicted model, not a curated record. The coding region runs from base 115 to 1194 and encodes 359 amino acids. Gene Ontology annotation, molecular function: ubiquitin binding. NCBI's taxonomy places the organism in Eukaryota, Viridiplantae, Streptophyta, Magnoliopsida, Lamiales, Acanthaceae.